Penicillium egyptiacum is the source of this 969-nucleotide messenger RNA. Lineage: Eukaryota; Fungi; Ascomycota; Eurotiomycetes; Eurotiales; Aspergillaceae. The record is from the annotation of a GenBank genome assembly.
AUGUCGAUUCUCAUCACCGGUGCGGGGGGUUAUGUUGGCCAGGAACUGGCGGCGUCCCUCCUCAAAAGUACACCAGCCACGACAACCGUGACAAUCACCGAUAUCGUUGAGCCCGAGAUCCCAGAGUCAGCUGCAGAGCACUCAAGCCGCCUCAGCUGUGUUAAGGCAGACCUCACCUCCACUAAAGACGUCGACGAACUGAUCAGCGCAUCCAAGCCCUACGAGACAGUCUACAUCCUCCACGGUAUCAUGUCCGGUGGCUCCGAGGCCAACUUUGAGCUGGGAAUCCGCGUCAACCUCGACGCAACACGAUAUAUCCUGGACCGGCUACGCGCGACCAUGCCCGGAGCGAAGGUGGUUUUCACAUCGUCACUGGCAGUCUAUGGCCCUGCACCACCAGGAUUCGUCAUCGACGAGGCAAACUUCCCACCCGUGCCAUCUUCCUCAUAUGGAUCGCAGAAACUCAUUAUUGAGACACUGCUGAACGACUACUCGCGGCGCGGAUUCCUGGAUGGCCGGUGCGUGCGUCUGCCCACGGUGACAGUGAGAGCUGGCAAGCCCACCCAGGCUGCCAGUAGCUUCGCUAGUGAUAUAAUCCGCGAGCCCUUCCACGGUAAGAAGGCUAUUUUGCCUGUGGCCAGGGAAACGGAGAUGUGGAUUUGCUCGCCGCACACGGUUAUCAAGAACUUGAUUCAUGCGCGUGACGUGCCCAAAGAGGCAUUUGGAGACUCAAGAUCUGUUAAUCUCCCUGGGUUGAAGGUCAGUAUUCAGCAGAUGUUGGAUGCUUUGCUGGAAGUUGGUGGUAAGGAGCGGCGGGCUCUCGUGGAGGAGAAAUAUGAUGCUGCUACCGACAAGAUUGUGCAAUCAUGGACUCCUCGAUUUGAUACUGCUCGUGCUUUCAAGCUGGGUUUUGCAGCGGAUAUUUCGAUGGAGGAGAACAUUAGACAGUUUGCAAGCCGGUUUGUAUGA